Messenger RNA from Phyllostomus hastatus (greater spear-nosed bat), 1377 nucleotides. RefSeq names its product E3 ubiquitin-protein ligase makorin-1-like. The record is from RefSeq and is a predicted model, not a curated record. Gene Ontology annotation, biological process: protein polyubiquitination. The transcript has a single exon. Gene Ontology annotation, molecular function: metal ion binding; ubiquitin protein ligase activity. Lineage: Eukaryota; Metazoa; Chordata; Mammalia; Chiroptera; Phyllostomidae.
AUGGCGGAGGCUGCAGCUCCCGAGACGACCAGCCCGACAAGCCAACCAUCGGGGGCCGAAGCGGCAGCCGCAGAGAUGGCAGCAGGCUCCCCAGCACCUGUCCCGGCGGAGGCGGGGGCCCAAGGAGGCGACAACGACUGGACUAAACAAGUCACCUGCAAAUUUUUCAAGUAUGGCAUUUGCAGGGAAGGCGAUCGCUGCCGCUAUUCGCACGACCUCUCCGGCAGUCCUCCCCGCGUGGUGUGCAAGUAUUUCCAGCGAGGGUACUGCAUUUUCCGAGACCACUGCAGGUAUGAACACUGCGAACCGCUGGGACAGGAAGCGGCUGCUAUGGAUCGAAAUGCAAACCUGUUCUUUGUCGCUGUCUCAAGGCUCUCGGCAGUGGUUGGACUGAUCGCUGAAGCGAAUCCGGGUGAGGCUGGGUCAAGAAAUUCAAACUUGGCCGCUGGAGGAGCAGCUUCCGAAGACUGGGCGAAUGCCCCCGAGUUUGUUCCUGGGCAGCCGUACCGCGGCCGCGUUGCUCCUGCUCGCGCUGAGGCAGCACUGCAGACUCCCGUGACCAACGAAGACUCCCGCGAGCGUCCACUGUGCCGCUAUGCGGCCGUCGGACAGUGCCGCUAUGGAGACAACUGUAUGGAUCUCCACGGAGACAUCUGUGAUCUGUGUGGACUGCAGGCUCUGCAUCCCGCGGACGCUGCCCAGAGGUCGCUACACAUCAGAUCCUGCAUCGAGACCCACGAGAAGAACAUGGAGCUCUCGUUUGCUGUCCAACGCAGUAAGGACAAGGUGUGUGGGAUCUGCAAAGAGGUGGUCUACGACAAAGCCAACCUCAGCGAGUGCCGCUUUGGGAUCCUUCCUAACUGCAACCACACCUACUGUCUCAAGUGCAUCCGCAGGUGGAGGAGUGAUGGGGAAUUCGCGAUCAACAUCGUCAAGUCCUGCCCCGAAUGCCGGAUCAUGUCUGACUUCGUUGUUCCAAGUGAGCACUGGGUGGAGGAGAGAGAAGAGAAGCAGAAACUCAUCCAGCAGUACAAGGACGCAAUGAACAACAAGGUAUGCCGAUAUUUUGGUGAGGGACAUGGGAUCUGCCCGUUUGCACAGCACUGUUUUUAUAAGCAUGCAUACCCUGAUGGCCGUAGAGAGGAGCCACAGUAGAAUGUGGGCACAUCAAGCAGAUACUGGCCCUAAGAAAGGAACCACUUCUGGGAGCUCAUUGAGGAAAGAGAGAACAGCAGCUCCUUUGACUACGAUGAACAGGCUGUCACCUCCAAGCUGGGAAAGAUGUUGCUUAUGCUUUUGGCUACUGAUGGGGACAAUGACUUGAUGGGCUCUGAAGACAAGUGGGACUUGUGUCAGGAAGAGCUGGCAGACUUUUAG